AUGGAAGGUGUCUCUACAAGCAUGUACAAAGGGUUGAGAGGCUACUGGCGGAGGAGAGGCUACGAGAAGCUAAGUGGGUCGGGUCGACUGACGGAGCUGCGUUCGGGCAGCAAAAGGCGUGCACGGCGGAUCCGAAUAAAAAUAAAAAUGGGUCGGAAGCUGAAGCUGAGCUUCCUCAGAAUGAGAAGAAUGCCUUCGCCGAAGAAGUUGUUGGUUUGGCUCCGGGACGCGUAUGUGAAACUGAUGCUGGGAUUCGCUAACUCGGGGAUGUUUAGUACCGGCUACGGUGGGGGGCCCAUGUGCGACUACGGUAGCGGUUCCUUCGGGAAGGGCCCACUUAAGGAGUAUGAUGAGAAGAUGAUUGUCGAGAUCUACAAGUCCCUGAUGCUGGCGCAAGGUCAGUUGGUGCCCCGCGACGCAGCCAAGUUUGGCUCAGAAAUCGUUAGCCGACGAUUGCAGAGAGAGGCGUGGCCAGUGGCCAGUGGCCAGGCUGGCGUUAGAGAAGUGAAGCGUACGGACUGUAAUGGUGUUGUGUCAACCAAGGCGAGGAACACGCUUCACAAAACACAGCUGUGUUGCGUUGCGCGAGAGAGAGAGAGAGAGAGAGAGAGAGAGAGAGAGUACCGUACGCCUGCCUGCAUCCGCUUCAACUCAAUGGGACUUGACGACAUCACAGGGAUGGGGAUCAAUGAUCGACUCCACGUGGUACCACGCCAUUGGUUUGACCUCCCAGCUGGUCUACACCAACGGGCCUGGCCUGGAAAAGCCUGA
Prunus armeniaca (apricot) is the source of this 771-nucleotide messenger RNA. The record is from the annotation of a GenBank genome assembly. Lineage: Eukaryota; Viridiplantae; Streptophyta; Magnoliopsida; Rosales; Rosaceae.